Messenger RNA from Cucurbitaria berberidis CBS 394.84, 2141 nucleotides. RefSeq lists its product as uncharacterized. The transcript has 2 exons. The record is from RefSeq and is a predicted model, not a curated record. Bases 21 to 2141 code for a protein of 706 amino acids. NCBI's taxonomy places the organism in Eukaryota, Fungi, Ascomycota, Dothideomycetes, Pleosporales, Cucurbitariaceae. Gene Ontology annotation, biological process: regulation of DNA-templated transcription; DNA-templated transcription. Gene Ontology annotation, molecular function: zinc ion binding; DNA-binding transcription factor activity, RNA polymerase II-specific; DNA binding.
CAUCAUCUCUAAUCGGCAACAUGUCUGAGCCUCCACGGAAGCGCGCGAAGUUGGCAUGUGUCACCUGCAACGCAAGACGUGUUAAAUGUGAUGUGACAGAUCGCCAGCCCUGUGGCAAUUGUGUGGCCGGGAAUAUCUUGUGCGAGACGCGCGAGUCGAAGCGGGGCAAGCAUCCCAGGAAGUCCCGGAUAGGAACAGAAGGGCGCGAUGCUGUAAUUAGAAAUGCGCUAUUGAGCCCCGAGCGCCACGAAGACGAGGUCGCAGCAUCACAUGUUUUAGCUUCACUCUCGUCCAACUUCCAUAGCCCUGUCAAUAACCACAGCUCGGCAGCCGGAACUCCAUACCAGUUUGCAAUUCCUUCUAUGCCAUCCGAAUCUCGUAGCAACCAUUCCAAGACAGAAACUACGCCCGCUGAGGAUGACGCAGCCGUAUUUCUAGGCGAGUCUAGUUCACUCCGCUAUGUCACCGAAGAGCAUUCGCCAGCAGCAGCAGAGCGUAGACAAUCUGUCUUCCGCCAUGCGGUACCAAACGCCGUCAAGGCAGAGGCUCUGGUCCCGGAAUGGGAAGCUGAGCGCCGCCGUGCCAGGAUGAAAGCGCUCCAAGUCGAGGGUGCAUUCUCGUUUCCUCCCACAGCGACCCGCCUCGAGUUCCUGAAGGCUUACUUCCAGUGGUUCCACCCGCACUUUGCUAUCCUCGAUGAAGCCGAUUUCUGGGAUUUGUAUCAGGAAGGCAGCGUAUCACAUCUUCUCCUACAGGCCAUGUUGUUCAUUGGUGUCAUCCACUGCGAGGAAUCAACACUUACCAGCUUAGGAUGGGGCAACCGCCAUCGAGCGAAAUGGCUUUUCUAUAUCCGAGCAAAGGAUAUUUACGACGCCACCUACGAAACAAACAAAGUGAUCGUUAUUCAGUCUUUGUUCCUGAUGAGCUUUUGGCGAGCUGGUGCACUGUUGGAAAAAGAUACUCGUCACUGGCUUGGAACUGCAAUUAGUCUUUCGCAGACCAAGGCGCUACAUCGCUCUGGUGGCGUAGCGGAAGAGAAACUGACGAGACUGAAGAGGCGCCUUUGGUGGGCUAUCUAUGUUCGUGAGCGCCAAUGUGGGUCUGCUCUUGGACUGCCAAAUCGGAUCCGCGACAAAGACUGCGAUAUCGAGCCUUUGGCAACAUCUGACUUCGUGUCGGCUUUUAGCCCAUCUACACCUACCUCUGAUUGUCACCGUUACAUUGCUUACAUGAUUGGCGUGGUGCAGUUGGCCAUAUUUCUGGGCAGGGUAGUUGACGCUGGGUACUUACCAAAUCGUACCCUCAGGUCUGAAGACAGAUCGAAGAUCCGUGACGAACUCUACGACUGGAACCGAAACCUGCCAUUUGUCAUGCAACUACGUAGCGAUAUGGGUGACCAACCAAGCUUCCAAGCUAGCAUGCUUCACCUCGCCUAUAACAACCUUCUGAUUCUCCUCUACCGCACAAGCUUUAUUGUGGAUGAGAAGGGUAGCGCGGAGACCGACGGAAGCAUCGCGCUGCAGGCAGCGGCGCGCAAUUCGCGCAUUGUUGAGGAUAUGCUCCCCGAUGGUGACAUUGGACAUGCGCAAAUUCACGUUAUCACUAAUCUGUUCAAUACCUUGUGUAUUCAUGUAGCAAACCUUAGACGCUCAACUGGGAUUAAAAGAACCCUUGCUGAGCAUCGAGCUAAGCUAUGCCUACUAGGACUACAAGAGCUGCAAAAGACCUGGGAAGUGACGAACUGGGUGCUCCAACUCUUCUUCCAGUAUCUUGAUCGCGAGACGGCUGUAAGACUGGCAAUGGAGGCCGAUGAUGUCGGUUUCUCGAGUGCUGCCGGCCAAACACCGAGCGGGCGAGGCUCAUUCGGUCCUACCACGCUACAGACGCUGCGACCCCAUCCAGAAGAUAGCGCCACUCCGCAAAUUGUCGAGCAGCAGCUCCAACGGGAGGUUAGUCUUGCGAAUUCAGAUAUCAACCCGACACCUUGGUCUUGGUCCAUGGACGAAGCGAACCAAUAUCUAUUCACGCAAAUCGAAAAUGACUUCGCAUUUGGUGAGGGUGGUCUGCAACAAUGGAGCCCAGAGGAAUUGCUCAACAAUAGUCAAUUAGCAGACUUUGUAUACAAUGGGCUUCCUGGAUAG